CGAGAAACGCUCGUAAUAUGCCGGCCAGGUUUCAGUGAAGUGCCUGCAUAUAGUCGUGUCGAACAGACAGACGUAAGAAUGCCUACAUGUGGUCACAAGAAUUCGAAACAAAACAGCGCUCUCUCUGUGGUCACUCAUGGCGCACUCGGGACCACGACGAAUAAGUCGCCGUGCUUUCACGGUCACAGCUGACGUGGUGUCGUCGGCCGCCGUCUGCUGGAUUCUUGGUGCCAAUGCAACUCACAAUGUCACCAGGCUACUUUCGCGCGAGAGCCCUUUCAUAGUGCCAAAUGUGUCCUUCCAGAGUCCCGUCACAGAGGCUCAACGGCUUGUCAAAGCAUUUCCGGACGAGCCCGUGGGCCAUCACCCUAACAACAUCGCUGGUCACCGCCACGAGGACUUCGGCGCCGCGGGCCCCGUGGUGGUGAUGCUGGGCUGCCUGUUCCUCGUGUUCCUCGCCGUGGGCAUCCCCACCUUCAUCCAGAAGAAGCGCCGAGAGGCGCGGGAGCGUCGCGAGGCCAUCCGGCGACUGCAGACCGCCGAGCACAGGGAGGCGGCCGAAGGGCUCUCCUUCCACGUACCCGCCACGGACUGAGCUCCCGGAAUACAUUGCUUCCAAAAAAAAAAGUCGCUUGUUCGUGUGCCGUUGUGCA
Dermacentor albipictus is the source of this 653-nucleotide messenger RNA. The record is from RefSeq and is a predicted model, not a curated record. Lineage: Eukaryota; Metazoa; Arthropoda; Arachnida; Ixodida; Ixodidae.